AUGGAUGCUUCUCAGAUAUUCGCCGCAUUGAGGAAGGGAAAUUUUGUGAUGACCCCCCUCGCAAAUAAUCAGAUGCGUUACGAGGAUCUGGACUUUGUGUUUGUGAAAAAGUCCGACUAUUCUCCCAUUCCAAAUGAGACUGCAACUAGGACGCAUUUCGAGGAUCUCGAACGUGCCGACGCAAUGUGGAUAGAACGUACCGGGUGGUCACGCUCUGCCGAUGCUCUCGCCGGACAGGCUGACAUGUGGAAGGAAGACAAUAUACCUCCAUCGCUUCUGACAGCACAUGACACAUUGAUGGAUGAGGUGAUACAAAUGGGUGAAUCACCUGCUACUGUUAGUCUUUGGCAGAAUGAUCUUUGGCGCGUGCGAGCCCAGGCUGAGAACUUCACGGAGGAGCCCGUCUUUGUGCCUGUCUUCAAGGAAAAGUAUCUCGCCACUUUUCGCAAGCUGUUUUGCGUUCUAGUGUCGCGGCCAAAGAUCUUCCAGUUUACCGCCAAUCAGCGUGCAGCAUACGAUAUCAUGAAGAAGGAUCCCAAGACUUGGACAGUGUUAGGGUUUUGGCACAGUGUCGUCUGCUAUUCCUAUAGCGGUUGUGCUAACGCCGCAUACCAGCCGUUGGAGGCAGGUCUUGCUGCUCUGAACUGGGAUGAGACGAACGGUAUGUUCAGGCCGCUAAAGCAAGCGAUGCAGAUCAUUGCGCAUAUCAUGCUGAUGAUUAAACUGAUGCUUGUGUACUUUAGCAUCUGUGCAUCCCAAUUGAUGCUCAGCGUGAACCAUGGAGGGAGGAAUCUGACAAUGGGACGAUUUUUUGAGCGCGAGUGUCAACCGUUCAUUCGAACCAAGCGCAGCUCGGAGGGCCAUACACCGGCCGGAAAGAUUUUGAGGCUGUGGGCAUACGGCAGAGCCAUCUCCGAGACGUCGACGGGCAACGUGCAGUUGUCAGAGGACGGGAAUAUUUCGAUUGGAGCUGCGGCCACUAGUGAGUCGCACAUCAAGUCUGGUAUCAUGCGUCUAGUUGACGACCUAGAGUCGCAGGCUGUUGCACUGGUGGGCAGGAAUGUUUCAGCUCUGGACCCUCGCAUGUUUCUCGACUAUAUGGAAGUUGAAUGCACCGGAACAAGGGUGGGCGAAUCGCCUGCUGACAAGAAAAGGCUGUGGGAUUGGGCAGGAGGAGACCCCAUCGUUAUGAUGGACCGAUUUUGGUCGAAGCGAAUCUACAACGGAGGGCGUCUCAGCAGAGUUCAAUGCGAAAGAGACUUCUUCGUCGAGGUUGUCAGAUUCAAGGAGCUGCUGCUGGUUGCUCUGCAACUGACGGGAGGCUCGCCGGCAAGAUGCUCGGAGAUUUUGACGCUCAGGUUGAUGAACUCGACGUGGGAAAAGAGAAACGUUGAAUUCGGCUUGGGAGGAGGAGCGUUGGCGUAUCGGUACAAGAAGCAGGGGGCUGGCGUCCUAAAGACUGUGCAUCGAUUCCUGCCUCAAAAGGUAGCUCGUUCCUUGUUGGUCUAUAUUGCCGUGAUUCAUCCGUUUAUCAUGUGCAUGAACCAGCUGCUGUACAACAGAAGUCGCCCUGUCGGGGAACGAGCACUUCUUCAAAGCAGGUAUCUGUUCCAAUCGCAGUAUCGGCAGCGCGUUCUCGACGAGCUCGACGACGACGACGACGACCCGCCUGAAACUUCGGAUACUCACGAGCAGGAAUGCGACGCGGUGAUUUUUGAUGAUAUGUGGACUUUGGACCGAGUCCGAACUGUGCUAAAUGUGACGAUGACAAAAUACUUUGGCACCAAAGCCGGUGUCAUGAACGUGUCGUCUUGGCGAAAUUGUCAGGCUCUGAUUACCCAGAAACGAAUUGUUUGCCAGCCAGACAACGACGGAAUUGACUUCCAUGUUGGAGCUGAUUUCCAUGCCCUGCAAUUUGGACACGGGGCUGAAACCGAACGUCGUCACGAUGGCAUCGCCCCUCUGGAUCCUGAAGACCGGAGGAUUUGCUUCCAACAUGCAAGUUUGGCUUGGCACAACUAUAUCGGACUGGACGCAGCGGUUCGACUGUCUUGA
Molecule: messenger RNA, 2055 nt
Organism: Yarrowia lipolytica CLIB122
Lineage: Eukaryota; Fungi; Ascomycota; Dipodascomycetes; Dipodascales
Source: RefSeq, a predicted model, not a curated record